Messenger RNA from Diplodia corticola, 1839 nucleotides. RefSeq names its product suppressor protein srp40. Bases 1 to 1839 code for a protein of 612 amino acids. The record is from RefSeq and is a predicted model, not a curated record. NCBI's taxonomy places the organism in Eukaryota, Fungi, Ascomycota, Dothideomycetes, Botryosphaeriales, Botryosphaeriaceae. The transcript has a single exon.
AUGUCCGUUACACAAGCGCUUACAACAGACUCUUCCAACGCCCGCAAAGAGCCCGCGAGUAGCAGCUCCGGCGCCGCUCCCGAGCGAACCCGCUUGCAUAUUACCCCCUUCACACCGGACUUGCUGAAGGCCUUCCUUCCACCCUCCAUCCUACCGCAGGCCUCGCGCAUCUCCUACCACACCGUGCAAACUUUCCCCGACAAGGGCUUUGGCUACGUCGAACUGCCCACCAUGGAAGCGCAAAAGCUCAAGAAGAAGUUCGGUGGCUCGAUCUUGAAGGGACAGAAGGUUCGAAUCGAGGACGCGCGCCCCGAGAAGCGCAAGAAGAUCUUGGAAGACGCACAAUCAGCGGCUGAGGCGGGCCUCGACGAGGAAGAUCGCAAGGCUGGCAAGAAGAUCAAGAAGCUCAAGCGAAAGGAUGGCGUACUGCCGGGCUAUGAACUGCCCGAUGAGAGGCACGUCAAGCGUGGCUGGACCGAACCUGAGAGCAAGAAGGAUUACAAACGCAAGGAUAGGAAGGACAAGGACAAGAAGGAAAAGAAGAACAAGCCGCAGCCCUCGAAAUACACCACAGACAAGGAGCUUCUGUUCAAGACGAAGCUGCCGCCAAAUGCAGUUCCGACUGCCAAGUCGGACAAGGCGUUGGAGAAGCCGAAGAAAUCGAAGGUGUCCUCCCGCGAUGUUGUCGUACACGAGUUUUCCAAGACAACAAAACAUGCCAGCUUCCUAAAGAGUAGUCAGGUCUCGAAGGAUGGCAAGACAGCUGCCGAAUUUGUCGAAGGCACAGGCUGGGUCGACGAGAAUGGUAGUGUUGUGGAGCAAGAGACCGAGUCACAGCGAAAGCGAAGGGAAGCCAAAGCGGAGGCGAAACAGAAACGCGCCGAAGCAAAGGCCGCUGCUGCUGCCGCCGCUGCAGAAGAGGAAGGAAAGAACCCCAAGAGGAAGUCUGCCCUCGAGAUAGCAGAGGCCCUUGCGGCGAAGCGGAAGGCAGCGAAGGCAGCGAAACCAGCGAAGGCAGCAGAGCCUGCUGACGAUUCUUCGGAGAUUGAAGAAAAUGUCUCGGACGAUCGUUCCUCGGUUGUCUCUACCAGUUCGUCCGACGUGAGCAGUAGCGACGAGGAAUCUGAAGAAUCAGCUCGGUCGGAGGCUGAAUCAGAAGUCGCACAGGACGAAGCCGAAGAAUCUUCGUCUGAAUCUGAGCCACAAAUAGCCCACACCAAGGCAGCUGAGCAGGGUAGCAUUCCUCAUGGAAAUACUGGCGGAGACGUGGAGAUGACCGAUUCCGCCGAGAAAGUCGGGGACGCCGAGAAGGAGGCGAGAGAAGUUCAUCCUCUGGAGGCUCUUUUCAAACGCCCCAACCCCCCCGAGGGAGGCACUCCGACAAAGCUCGCGCCCAUCAAUACUUCGUUUAGCUUCUUUGGCGGUGGCGACGAGGAGGAGGCGGAGGCGGUGGAAGAAGCAAAUGUUCCGCUCACGCCAUACACGCGGCGAGACUUGCAAAUACGUGGUAUGCGAAGUGCGGCGCCUACGCCAGACACAGCGGCCAUUGGCAAGAGGUUCUGGCGCAACGACAUGGAUGACGAGGAGGAAGAAGACGGGGACGAGGAGGUGGAGGACAGCAUGAUGCAGGUAGAUGCCAAUUCGGUACCCAUCGGGAGUAGGGGACCCGAGGUUACCAUGGCACCGGAGCAGGGCUCAGAGGCGGAGCAGAGCGAGUUUGCGAAGCACUUCUGGGAGCACCGCGGCGACUACAACAGAGCAUGGAAAAAGCGCAGGAGGGAGGCAAUGAAGGUCCAGCGGCAGCGUGAGAACCGGCGGCUGGGGAGGAAGGUUGUCUAG